UCUCUCUCUCUCUCUCUCUCUCUCUCUCCUUCCAGACUGAACCUAGUCUCUACAGUUGGAAGCCCCAAAUUCUCCCCUCUCUCUCUCUCUCUCUCUCUUCCCUUCCAAACUGAACCUCUCGUCUCUACAGUUGGAAGCCCCCAAUUUUCCUCUCCUCUCUCUCUCUCUCUCUCUCUCUCUCUCUCUCUCUCUCCCCCUCCCUUUCCAUUUGUGAGCUUUUCUGCUUGGUGGGGUUUGCAGCAUCGGUUAAAGACUCAAACUUUGGCUCUCUCUCUUUCUCUCCCUCUCUCCCCCUCUCUCUCUCCUUCCAUUUGUGAGCUUUUCUGCUUGGUGGGUUCUGCAGCAUCAGUUAAAGACAAACUUUGAUGUGUUAUGCCAUAAGCAUAUUGCAGCUUGCACAAAGGAGAUAAAGAACGGCUGAAGAAGUUUUUCCUGUUAAACAUGAAGGCGAUUUCACCUUUGCCCCUCAAAGAUCAGGGAGAUAGACCCAAGUUUUUGAUUGAGGUUGCAACCAAAGAAAAUCGGUUGUGGGGUGUGGUCCAUUCCAAAGGACUCUUGAACUCUGAGGUCCAGGACUUGUACUGCGAAGUGCGAUCUGGUUAUGAGAAUCUCAUAUUGAGUGAUCAUGAGCAGUUGGAAUUUCAAGACAUUGAGUAUUCUUUGUGGAAGCUACACUACAAGCAUAUUGACGAGUUUCGCAAAAGACUAAAAGGAAGUUCAGUGAAUGCAGAAAGCAAAAAUAUGGUGGUGCUACGAAAUGAUAUUCAUGUAGAAGGGUUUAAACUCUUUCUAUCAGAAGCAAUUGAAUUCUACCAGAAUAUGAUUGGGAAGAUAAGUAAACGUAAGAGGCUCCCAGAAGAGUCUGUGAUAAAUAGAAAGGGAGGCGGCGACCUUACUUUUGCAGAGCACAAAAAGAUGCAGAAGUGCCAAUUUUUGUGCCAUCGCUUUUUGGUGUGUCUCGGGGAUCUGGCUAGAUACAGAGAACAAUAUGAAAAGCCUGAUGUGCAAACCCGAAAUUGGUCAGUUGCGGCCACUCACUACUUGGAAGCGGCAGCAACUUGGUCAGAUAGUGGAAACCCCCACAAUCAGUUGGCUGUAUUGGCAACAUAUAUUGGUGACGAGUUCCUCGCUUUGUACCACUGUAUAAGAAGUUUAGCUGUUAAAGAACCUUUCCCUGAUGCUCGGGGUAACCUUAUCCUACUGUUUGAAAGGAGCAGGUCAUCUCAUGUAUAUUCUCCUUCAAGCGAGGCCCACUUUAAUUUCUUAAACCCGUCUGAAAGAACCAGUGUUCAGACUACUUCACAGUCGAGCGAUGAUACAAAGUUAUGGUCUCUUAUUAUUGGAAUGUUAAGUUUCUUUCACAUUAAAUCAAGUGUGGAUGAAUUCCCCUGUGCUUUUGCUACUAUGAGAGAGUUCGAUGCACUGAUGGCACUAGAUGAUACAGAGCUAAAAGCUGCAUUGGAGCCAUAUCAGCGUAUGGAUUCAGUUAGAAGAGGCCCUUUUCGAGCACUCCAAGUUGUUUCUGUACUAGUCUUUACCGUACAGAAUCUAUUCAAGACCCCGGAAAUAAAAGGAUCAACUGACAAAAUCGAUAUCCAGCAGAAAGAGCUGAGACAAUUGGCACUGACUGCAGCAUUCAUUUUCAUGGGGCGGUUCGUUGAAAGAUGUUCAGAGGCUGGUGCAGUAGAGACUUGCCCCCUUCUACCAGCUGUGCUUUUUUUUGUGGAGUGGCUAGUCGUCGUGCUUGAUGAAGCAGAAAUGUAUGGGGUCGAUGAAAAAUGCAGAAGUGCGAUGUCUUACUUUUUUGGUGCAUUCAUUGAUCUUCUGAAGCAAUUCAACCUCAACGAGGAUGAGGCCAAGUAUCCAGAAGGUACUCCUCUGUGGGAAGACUAUGAGCUGAGGGGAUUUGCACCGGUAGUUUGUGUUCAUGCAUCACUAGAUUUCUCAUAUCAUCCGGAACAUAUUGACAAUUAUGACAGCGGAAUUGAUUGUCGUGCUCAGAGAAUCAUCAAGGCUGCAAUUAAAAUUGCAGACAGAUCAACAGGUUCUCAAAAGUGGAUUGUCUAUGACAAAUCUCGAAGAAAAUUUUCCAAAGUCUAUAUGGCAGAGUCAAAUGAGUAUGCAGACGGGAAAGAACUAGGAGGAUUCGAGUCCAACAAUCCUGAUGGUAAACUGAAAAUGCCUAGUCUUCAUAUCCACGAACCGCUGAAAGAAUGCAAGAAACAGAUGAUUGCUGGGGAAAAUCUGAGUUCUAACGGACAUUCUGUUGAUGCGGAAGAGGAAGAGGUUAUUCUCUUCAGGCCUCUUACAAGACACAACUCAGCACCACUCAAGAUUUCCUCUACUUUAAAGGAUCCAUACCCUACGAAAGAUAUGGCGGAUCAAAGUGUACCUUCUGAUGAGUGCUUGCGCCGUGCCACAUCACUUCUUAUAGCGCAAAACCAGGCCAAGACUGAUCCCUUAUCUUUUCAUGCUGAUAUCACUAAUUUUCGGCGCAACGUGCCAUUUAAACAGCAGGAGCCUUCUGUGAAGGAACAGCCAUUUUUGGAAACUCCAAUCAUAGCCGGGCCUCCCUCUCUUAAUGCUUGGGUCCUGGACGGAGGAAAUUUGAACAGUAAUAAGGAGAAAAGCACAAGCAAAAUAAGUAAACGUGGCUCGAGCUUGAGCCCCAUUGAGGAAAUAGCUUCGGAAUAUCUGGAUGUUCUGUCCAUCAAUGAAAAUGAAUAUUCUCUCGGUAGUCACGAAAUUUCGAGCACUCAUUCCUCUUCCUCUACUUAUACAACUCCUGUGCCUUCUGCUCCUCUAUUGCCAGAUGAUGCUGUUUGGUUUGAUGGUGGAACCGAAUCUAGUUUCAGCGACUGCAAAAGCUCCGCGGGGAUCAGCAUGACAGAUAAUCUCUGUGACGCUAACGCAACAUAUUCACAGGCAGGCAGCUAUGCAAACUGGACUGCAACUCAAGCGCUACCUGAUUAUAGUUCCAGCAUUCUAAAUUUCAUGGAUAAGUACCCGCCUUGGCAUCGAAUGACUUCAUCAGAAUGGCUCCGUCAGUACAGAGAGAGUCUCAACCUUGGCCACCAUGCAUGGCCAAAUUCUCUGUAUCCGCCCAGUAACCGCGGAAACUUAUACGAUUAUGAUGCUUCCAGGUUAAAUCAUUUCAACCGAUGGGGACAUCACGCGGCGUCUAAUCCGCCAAUGCAGAUGAACAACCUGCCAUCGAAUCCGCCUUUUCCUGGCUACCAAAGACCAAUCCCCUACGGGUGUGGCGCUGUGACGGAUGUAAGAAACGAGCAGCAGCCGCUUCUGCAGUACCUUAAGGAGAAAGAAACUAAACUGCAGCAUGAUCCUGCUGCCAGAGGUCCUAGUUAUAUGGACGAUUGAGAGAUUUUAACACGUAAAAGUUGAUACGAUAGUCUUGAAAUAUCCAUGUCUGCAUUUUUGUAUAUACGUAAGCAGAUGAAACUGUGAAAUCCUCCUGCGGUCCACAAUGUGAUGAAGAUUAACUUUUGUAUAUCUAAAAACUCACCCUUGGUUUUUUUUUUUUU
Molecule: messenger RNA, 3542 nt
Organism: Malus domestica (apple)
Lineage: Eukaryota; Viridiplantae; Streptophyta; Magnoliopsida; Rosales; Rosaceae
Product: nonsense-mediated mRNA decay factor SMG7-like
Biological process (GO): nuclear-transcribed mRNA catabolic process, nonsense-mediated decay
Cellular component (GO): telomerase holoenzyme complex
Molecular function (GO): protein binding; telomerase RNA binding; telomeric repeat DNA binding
Source: RefSeq, a predicted model, not a curated record